GCAGAGAAGGCGGGACUUCUGUGUGUAGCGCGGCGGUUAAGGAAAACCAAGCUCGUGUGUUUAUGCGCAUCAAAUUCUUCUUUUUUUAUUACAAAUAGUAAUUAUUCACUAAUGCGGAAUAAACAUUUGCACCUCGGACAGCUUAAACUCGAGUUCCAACGUCUCGCUGCGUCAUGAUCGCGCGCUCUCGCUGAGAUGUCCGGUUGCCACGGCAACAGCGACAGCAUCACGGGGCUGCUGGGCGCGCUCUGCGACUGCAGCAUCUCCGGGUUGUCAUGGAAACGUCGCGCUCUGGGCGCAGCGUCGCGGGAGUCAGCGCGUCGGACCCUGCGCAAGCGUGCGUACGGGGCGCUUCUCGCUGGACUCUUCCAGGACGGGUUGCCCAAACCGCCACCGAACGCCCUUGCGAACACACCUGCCCAUAAUAAAAUAUUGAUGAUCUCCUUUGACCUGCGCGUGUCUGGCCGCGAUGAGGAGGCGGAGAGGUUGGAGGAGCUCCUGGGUCAGCUACGGGACGGGGCGGGACUGUCUGAACUGGAUUCCGUCCUGGAACUUCUGGUGCAGCUGGCCGGGUCCGUGGCUCCGCCCCCUCUGUCUUUCAGUCGCGACUACAUGCGGCGGGAGCGUCCCGUGCAGCGCAGACCCCCGUUGGGUGGGUAUCUGAGCCAGGACAUGCAGCGGUUAGAGGAGAGGGCGUGGUCUUUGAUCUGUGGGGAGGAGUGGGGCGUGUUCGGGGGCGUCUGCAGGACCGUGAGCAUCAUGGACGCUCCGCCGGGCACCGGGCUGCUCGGACUGGGGCGCAGGCCGGAUGUCGAGGAGAGGUUUGAGAGAGAGACCCGACUGUCACUGUUUGGUGCCCUCCAGCACUCCAGAACCGCAGAUAUGGACAUCCGACUGGACCUGCCGCCCGUUCCCAGUAACGCAGACAUUACCGGACUCAGCAUACGGGUUCCUGCAGGUUUGGAUCAGUCUGAUGACGAAGGCUUCCAGUCUUCCUCUAAUCUGACUCCAGAUUCCCAAUCCGAGCCGAGUCCCAGCCCUGAGUUCGAUGUAUGGGAGGCCCUUCGGACAUUCGUGCCCGGCAGAAGGCGAUGUUGGGAGAACAUUGGCUGUCCACCGGGUCAGAAGGAACCCCCGUACCUGACAGAGGCCGGCAGAGAGGCGUUUGAUCAGCUGUACCGUCUGUGGGAAGGAGAAAUGAGGAACAUUCUGUCCACACAGACACCAUCACCGCUCCUUCCACUGCCGCUGGACUGCCAGAGUCAGCUGGUCAAAGACGUGCUCAAUGUGCUGAUCGGGGUCUCCUCCGCCACGUUUCCUCUCAACGAGGCUAGUGUGCAGUUUGAUGUUCGUCCGGAUAUAUGUGUGUCCGGGACGUCGCCUGAGAGUGUGUCUCGGCUGCUGUGUGAGCUUGCGCAGUACGGCACACACUAUCUGCGUCUCAGCCGCUUCUCUUUGAGCAGCGGGAGUCAGAAGGGACUCGUCUUCCAGGCCUUCACAGGUGGGCUGCGGCGUUACCUGCAUUACUACAGAGCGUGUGUGCUGAGCACACCGGCCUCUCUGAGUCUACUAAUUAUUGCUUGUCAUUUCCGCAAACUGGGACGUCAGCUCAGGUAUCUGUCAGAACUGUGUUGUGUGGAUGGAAUCGCCGGUGUGGGACGAGCAACAUUCCCCAUGGGUGUAAAACUGCUGUCGUGUCUGUAUAAUGAAGCUCAGAGUAACUGCAGUAAUGAGAAUCAUCCGGUGCUGCUGUCGCUGCUGAAGAGCAGCUGUGAGCCGUACACGAGGUUUGUUUCAGACUGGGUGUACAGUGGCGUCUUCCGUGACGUUUAUAAAGAGUUUAUGAUUGAGGUCAAUGAGGAUUAUCUGACCUACAGAGAUAAGAACUUUUGGACACAGGGCUACACUCUCAUUUCACGGGAUGCAGAGGACUGUGUGCCGGUCUUCCUCAAACACAUCGCCAAUGACGUUUACGUCUGCGGGAAAACAAUCAAUCUUCUGAAAAUAUGCUGCCCACAGCACUACAUCUUCUGGUCGGAUGUCCCGGUGCCCAGGAUCGCUGUGACAUUUUCCCUGCAGGAAGUUGAGGAGAUUGAGAGAGACUGUGCCGUGUAUCGAGGCCGAAUGGAGACGAUCGCUAGGCACAGCGCCAUCAGCAGGGAGGAGCAGGCCAUGCGGACUGAACAGGCCCGACAGGAGCUCAUUAACCAGGUCAGAGAGACAGCGGCCAAGACCCUGGAGAGAAUCAGAGGCCACCAGGUGUCGCAGCGUCUGGCGGAGGAGGCCCAGAAGAGAGAGCGAUUUAAAGAGAUGAAACAGCAGCUGGAGCUCGACCAGGAGUGGCGUAGUGCUGCGAGACGGAAGGAGCAGGAUGAUGAUUUCAGCUACGCUCGAGAGCUCAGAGACCGAGAGCAGAGGCUGCAGGCCCUCGAGGAGCAGCUGGAGCGCCGGGCACGGAUGGAUCUGAUCGCUCAGUACGGUCAGUUAUCAGAAGCCGCUGCUAGACGAGAGCUCAGAGCCAUGUGGAAGGUGCAGAGGAUGAAACUCGACGAGCGCAGAGUGAACUUCCUGCAGCAAGAACAACAGAACGUACAGGCUCUUCUGGAGAAGUUUCCUUUAGGUCUGAAGGUCCCCCCUCCGGAAACACCCUACAAACAACAGCCGGCACAGCUACACGCUGAGCAGAAUCUUAGUGAACAGCCAACAGCAGAUCCUCAUAUCCCAGAAUCCUCUGCUCCUCCCUGCUCUUCUGCCAAAGAUGUAACGCAUGCUCUCAUAUCAGAGGAAAUCGACAUUGCUGACUUCCUCCCCAAGCCUCCACGCAUCCCUGACAGUGGUGCCGUGACCCAGGCCCUCCGCGACAUUGGUUCUGACCUGUUGCAGUUUCCUCAGAAGCCACACGCAACAAACUCCCACAUACCUCUUGGACAAAAUGUUUCAGAAGUCUACGAGUCAGUCCCUGUGCCUAGUCAAUAUGGACAAGCAUCCAAGUCCAGCUUCCUAUUGGGUCAGUUUAUUCCAGAGGUGUCAGUAGGUCAGCCGAAGGCUAGUGUUCAUGGACACCCUUCACAGAGCUCAGUGCAGCUGAGAGACUCCACUGCCUCAGGGCUGAACAAGGGCCUGAUCCGCUCAGAGUCAAACACCCUUACACAAACCACUCAAGAGCGAACAUGUGAGGCAGAGAGCAGUAGCCAGUGUACAGAAAAACAACCAACUGGAGAAGAGACAGGAACAGAGCCCUCGGCGGCCAGCACAGGUUCAGAGCCAAAGCAAGCCACCCAGGAGCCAACAGAGAAAGCCAAGUCCUGUGAGAGUGUCAGCCAGCCCUCUCACUGUUCUCAGCCAGAGGAAGAACAAUCUGUGUCUCCUCUCAUAAGCUUCCAUGAGUCAGAGUCUGGUAUGAGGAAUAACAGCCGUGAUCCUGAUCCAGCACUGAUCUCAUUCCUGCCCUCCUCUGAUGUCUGUGGCCACGCCUCUGAUGCCCACAUCAGGGUUGGCGAUCAUGUUUCUGAGUUGACCACUCCCAUCCACUCUGCUAAUAUUUAUGGACAUGCAUCUGACGCCCAUAUAAGGGUUGGCGUACAUGUUUCUGAGGUAACCACUCCUCUUCUAACCCCUAAUAUUCAUGGCCAUGCCUCUGACGCCCAUAUAAGGGUUGGCGAACAUGUUUCUGAGGUAACCACUUCUCUUCCAACUCCUAGCAUCCAUGGCCACGCCUCUGACGCCCAUAUAAGGGUUGGCGAACAUGUUUCUGAAGUAACCACUUCUUUUCCAACCCCUAACAUCCAUGGCCACGCCUCUGACGCCCAUAUAAGGGUUGGCGAACAUGUUUCUGAAGUAACUGCUCCCUUUCCAACCCCUAACAUUCAUGGCCACGCCUCUGAUGCCCAUAUAAGGGUUGGCGAACAUGUUUCUGAAGUAACUGCUCCCUUUCCAACCCCUAACAUCCAUGGCCACGCCUCUGAUGCCCAUAUAAGGGUUGGCGAACAUGUUUCUGAAAUAACUGCUCCUUUUCCAACCCCUAACAUCCAUGGCCACGCCUCUGAUGCCCAUAUAAGGGUUGGUGAACACAUUUCUGAGGUAAAUGCUCAUAUCCCUGUCGCUAAUAUUCAUGGCCACGCCUCUGACGCCCAUAUAAAGGUGGGUGAGUUUGUGUCAGAUGUCACCUCCUCUCGCCCACUUUCGAGCAAGUUUGGUCACUCUUCUGACAGCACUCUUAAAGUGGGUUGUGUGAUGCCAGAUGCUGCCCCUUCAUCCACCCCUCUGCCUGGCAGCACUUACGGACAUGCGUCUGACUCUGUGCUAACAUUAGGGUGUGUUGUAUCAGGCAUAGACCCUCAACGCUCUCCAUUGCCUGGAAGUGAGUACGGACAUUCCUCACAGUCUACCUUGGGCAUUGGGUGUGUGGUCAGUGGGAUUGAGACCAUUCGGCCCAGCUCUCUUUACAGCGGAGACCGUGCACAUACAUCAGACUCUACUCUAGGCAUGGGUUGCGUGGUUGGCGGGGUGGUACCAGGGAGUUUGUACGGUGACAGACUUCCAACCAUAUUUGACCGAGCAUCAGAAGAGACAGAGAAACCAGCUGACACAGACACCCAGGCGCCCCCUAGUGAGCUGUUCUCCCUGGAUGAGGGACUGACUGCCUGGGCUCUGGGACUAGGAUUGUCCCCUAAAAAGAGUCCAGAGGAUCGCUAUCUUCUCAGCCUGGCCUCACAGUACCAAGUCGAGCAGUAUCAGGACUCAUACGGCCAAAUGACUGCGGCUCCAGAAUCUGAGCUGCUGCUGCAGGUCACACGGGGCCCGAACGGCCUUCCUGUCGACCCCUCCCUGCACCAGGCCACUGAUUCCACUGCUGUUCAGCUCAGCGAGAUGAUGCCACUUCCUGUUCUCAUGAAACACUCUGUUACAACGCCACUGAUUACACAUGUGUCCAUGGUAAAUAAGGCCGUGGUGGAUUAUUUUUUCGUGGAGUUGGGCGUGGAGAAGCAUUUUGAGACACUCAGGCAUUUCCUGUUAAUGGAGGAUGGAGAGUUUGCCCUCUCUCUCAGCGAUCAGCUCUUUGAGAAGCUGGGCAGUGGUCAGACGCCCGGUGAGCUGCUGACCCCGCUGGUGUUGAACUCCAUUCUGAAUAAGGCGUUACAGUACAGCGUUCAUGGGGACAGCGAGCUGGCGGCUCACUUCACGUUUGCACUAAGAUACCUCCCUGAGAUCUUCCACCCUCACGCUCCAGACUCGCUGAACUGUCUAGAGCUCCGAUACAAGGUGGACUGGCCAGUGAAUAUCGUCAUCACGGACAGCUGUCUGAAUAAAUACAACAGACUCUUCUCCUUCCUGCUGCAGCUCAAACACAUGGUGUGGUCCCUCCGAGACGUCUGGUUUCACCUCAAGAGGACGGCACUGGUAAAAGGUGCCGGUCGCUCCGUCCAGUUCCAUCAGCUGCAGCUGUACAGACACGAGAUGCAGCACUUUGUGAAGGUGAUCCAGGGCUACAUCGCUAACCAGAUCCUUCAGGUGUCCUGGAGCGAGUUCACACACAAACUGAGCAGUGCCAAUGACCUGGACGCCAUCCACCGCACGCACGCCGAAUACCUCAAUAGAGCUAUCUUCAGGGGUUUGCUGACAGAGAAAGCCGCCCCCGUCAUGAACAUCAUCCACAGCAUCUUCAGCCUGAUCCUGAAGUUCCGCGGACAGCUGAUCGCGCAGCCGUGGGAGCUCCAGCAGGGGGAGCCAGUGCAUCCCAGUUUCAUCGCCAUGCAGCAGUCCUACAACACCUUCAAGUACUACUCCCGCUUCCUGUUCAAAGUGGUGACCAAACUGGUGGAUAAAGGCUAUCAGCCCCAUCUGGAGGACUUCCUGUUGCGGAUCAACCUCAAUAACUACUACAAAGACUCUUGAUUGUGGUGUGUGUGUGUGUGUCCUCUGGACCUCCUGCUUCAGUGUUCAUGUCAGUAUGUAUGGUAUGUUUUAUCGCCAAAGCUGCGCCCAUAAAUCUGAACGUUUCCUGUUGUGCAGUGAUGUUUUUUGAUCCACAAAAGCUGAAUGAUGUGAUAUGUAAAAUAAAGUAUUUAAUUUUCA
This is a messenger RNA of Ctenopharyngodon idella (grass carp), 6075 nucleotides long. It is a transcript of the gene tubgcp6, whose product is annotated as tubulin, gamma complex associated protein 6. Gene Ontology annotation, biological process: cytoplasmic microtubule organization; meiotic cell cycle; microtubule nucleation. Bases 196 to 5895 code for a protein of 1899 amino acids. Gene Ontology annotation, molecular function: microtubule minus-end binding; gamma-tubulin binding. Gene Ontology annotation, cellular component: equatorial microtubule organizing center; spindle pole; centrosome. The record is from RefSeq and is a predicted model, not a curated record. The transcript has 25 exons. NCBI's taxonomy places the organism in Eukaryota, Metazoa, Chordata, Actinopteri, Cypriniformes, Xenocyprididae.